Larimichthys crocea (large yellow croaker) is the source of this 1128-nucleotide messenger RNA. RefSeq names its product septin-6-like. The transcript has 2 exons. Lineage: Eukaryota; Metazoa; Chordata; Actinopteri; Sciaenidae. The coding region runs from base 131 to 1084 and encodes 317 amino acids. The record is from RefSeq and is a predicted model, not a curated record. Gene Ontology annotation, molecular function: GTP binding.
GACCUGGAGGUCUGGAUCCGUGAACGGGACCCGAAGACGGCAGAGGAAGCCGCCCGGCUGGCGGAGAUCUUCAUGUCAGCCAAACACAGAGAGCAGCAGAGGUUUCGUCCUCCGACUAACAGCUACUACUAUGGCGUCAACUGAGAUAGCGAGGCAAGCGGGUGAAGGCGCUCGUGCUGUCCCUCUGGCAGGCCAUGUCGGCUUUGACAGCAUGCCUGACCAGCUGGUCAACAAGUCUGUCAACCACGGCUUCUGCUUUAACAUCCUCUGUGUUGGUGAGAAGUCCACCCUGAUGGACACGUUGUUCAACACCAAGUUUGAGGGCGAGCCCACCCAGCACAACCAGCCAGGAGUCACGCUCAAGUCGAACACCUAUGAACUCCAGGAGAGUAACGUGCGCCUCAAACUCACAGUCGUCAACACUGUGGGCUUUGGAGACCAGAUCAAUAAAGAAGACAGCUACAAGUCUAUCGUGGAGUUCAUUGACGCCCAGUUUGAAGCAUAUCUACAGGAGGAGCUGAAAAUCAUGCGCACGCUACACAGCUACCACGACACUCGCAUCCAUGCAUGCCUGUACUUCAUCGCCCCCACGGGACACUCGCUCAAAUCUCUGGACUUGGUGACCAUGAAGAAACUUGAUAGCAAGGUCAACAUUAUCCCAAUCAUCGCCAAGUCCGACGCCAUCUCCAAAAGCGAGCUGGCCAAAUUCAAAAUCAAAAUCACCAGCGAGCUGGUCAGCAACGGCGUGCAGAUCUAUCAGUUCCCCACUGAUGACAAGUCCGUGGCGGAAAUCAACUCCACCAUGAACAGCCAUUUGCCAUUUGCCGUGGUAGGAAGCACGGAGGAAGUGAAGAUUGGGAACAAGAUGGUCAAGGCCCGGCAGUACCCCUGGGGGACGGUGCAGGUUGAAAAUGAGAAUCACUGUGACUUCGUCAAAUUGCAAUGGCUCAAUCGGAUGAAGGACACCAAUACACGUCUCACAGGGUGGUACCUGUCCCUGCAGCCCUACAACUUUGCGGUGCAGUACCGGGCAGGGAAGGACAACCUGGUGGCGGACUGUCUCUCCAGGGUCCAUGAGGACUGAGUACUGGACUCUUCGGAGAGGGGAGGAGGAAUGUAACGACGGGC